Molecule: messenger RNA, 6704 nt
Organism: Numida meleagris (helmeted guineafowl)
Lineage: Eukaryota; Metazoa; Chordata; Aves; Galliformes; Numididae
Product: transmembrane protein 121
Exons: 2
Coding region: 3988-4926 (312 amino acids)
Source: RefSeq, a predicted model, not a curated record
AAGAAAGCCCGGAACACCAACAGCUUAUAGAAAUGAACAGAGGGGGAGCUUUGGGAACAUGAAUCCCACUGUGUUGAGCGUGACCCAGCAUGGCAAUCCCAAAGUGUGCUUGGAGAGCUGGGCCUGAUGAUGGCUCCCGCACAGCCUUGGAAAUCUGUUGCCUUUAGGACAGGAGUCAGAGCCAGCUUAUUGAACCUGACCCCAAGCUGGAGUACAGGGCUUCUCACCCUGCCCAGAGCUCAGGCUGGGAGCUGUCAGCUGCUUCUGUCCACAAUGUUCAAGCAUCUUGAUAAUUCCAUUAGGCGUGACCCAGGGAAAACCUAUAAGCGUGCAAUGGAUGGGGAGGGUGAGUGCUGAUCCCAGGUAAUUGGUGUCUCCUGGAGCAGUCUGCAGAGCCCCGUGGCUGGCCUCAUAUGCCAAGGAUGUAGUCGGUCAGCUCUGAGUGAUAGAAGUCUGCUCUCUGGGCACUGGGAUUGAAUUAGACACCAGCAAGACGGAUGUUAUUGGAUUUAUUAGAUGGCAAGUAGGAGGAAGGCUGAAAGCAGAGGAAGAGAAAUGUCUCCCUGCUGACCUUGGGGCUGGCAUUUUGUUUCUUGCUGUGUAUUGAGGUAGGUGCAGUGCUUAUCUCCUAGGCAGUGUUGGAGCGGUGGGUGCCAACGUUGCCCCCGUAGGGUACUCUGUGUCACUGACCAUCCCAUGAGUGACUCAGCUCUGGUCUGGGACUGGCACAUUCAUCACUGUUUGCAGGAAGACGUGCCAUGGGAGCUGUGCUGCUGAGCCUGGUGGUGGGGAGCUGCUGCCAUCGAUAAUUAACGCUGGACACCUAUUGCCAGAAUGAAUUCACUAAGUGUGUGGUGAGACAGAGUUCCCUUGAUUCUGCAAGUCACUCGGCAUGAUGGAGAUUCAGGUUGGAUAUUAGGGAAAACCUCUUCCCAGAAAGAGUGAUUAGGCACUGGCACAGGCUGCCCAGGGAGGUGGUGGGGUCACCAUCCCUUGGGGAUGUUUAAGAAUAGCGGAGACGUGGCACUGAGGGAUGUGGUUUACUGGCACGGUGAGGGUGGGCUGGUGGUUGGACUUGGGUGUUCCUGGAGGUCUUUUUGAACCUUCGUGAUUCUGUGAUUCUACCCUCCUGCAGCAGCCUCGUGUUGAUAGGGAACCCAACCAUCACUCUCAAUUAGAGAGCAGGCUGGUGGCAGCAUGCUGCCCAUCCAGUGCUCCAUGUCCCGCUCCCUGCAGCCCCACGCAGAGGGAUGGCAGAGGCACAGCCACGUACCUCUGACCAAAGUUGCCUGGGCAGAGGGGAAAGAGGCUGUACAGAAGGUCCACACUGGUGUCUUGGUUUUCUCUCCCCUAAUAUCAAUAAUAUGAUGUUAUCUGAGGACCUGGUGGUGACUCACGUGCAAAAGAGCAGCCCUGAACUACUGAACUCAGCUGCAAGCUCUGUGCUCUAUGGUGCUCCUGCUCUGCUUUGCUCUUGCACUCAGAUCCAUGCCUGCUGGUAGUGCUGAGCAGACUGGAGCGCUGGGCUCUGCAUGCAGGUGGAGCUCGGUGCCCAGCUGGUUUCUGGCCAUCUCACCAGGGAAAUACCAGCUGAGGAUGGAACUGUGGGCAGCUGUGUGCUUUGGGUAGGUCACUUUUGCAGCUCCCAGGGUCCCAUUGCUCUGGUCACCCCACUAUCUGUGCACGGUGCUUUGCACCUCCAGCCCAGAGCAGAGUGUCCACAUAGCAGCACCAUGCUGUGGGUACUGGGGGGAUUUGGGCACUCGGAGGUCUGAGGUUUGGUGCUGAUCAGAAUGAGAUCUUACAAGUGCACCUGCCUUGGAAACGCUGAGCAAUUCUGCCACCAGAGCCACAUGUUUUAUUGGGAAAUUGUUUUGAUAGCAUUGAAGCAGAGUAUUAUAAUUUUUACAUUUUUAUUCAAGUCAAAAUGACUCAUUUAUUUUCUCUGAACACUGUGUUUAUGCACCUGAAAUGUCUGCAAGGGCUUUUUCCUCUGUGCCUGUCUAACCUUGCCCAGCUGGGCGCUGUGAGCAGGCACAGCCCUGGGGGGGCACAAGCACCAGGGUGGCAGGGAAACCUGUGGGCAGCAGUGCAGUGUGGGUGUAUUCGCUGCAGUGGGCAGAGGCUGGUUCCUCUGCCAGCCCUGCUGUUCUGCUUCUUCUGGGAACAGUCUACAGCUCUCUGCCCAUUUUGCUGUGCCCACACGGCAGAUUACAUAUAAUCAUUAGCAGGAGGGCUAUUUCCUCCUUCAGAUACAAUUAGUGGGCAGGGCCCGGAAAAAAUCUUCCUCAAUCUUGUUUCCUGCACAGGAUGCGCUUGAGAUGCCUGGGAGGAGGCAGAGCCCGGGGGCUGCUGGCUGCACAAUGACCCUGGGCUGUGAGCAUCCCAUGGCAGUGCCAGAGGGGGACCCAUGGAGGUGCCCGUGGGUAUGCAGUGGCACUUGAAGGGGUGAGCUCUGGGCAGGGAGAGGAGGAGCUGCAGGCAGGAGGGAGGUGGCAGCAGCUCUGCAGGGCACCUCCAGAUUUACAUCCAGGAAAGCUGGAAUAAAUCAAUGCAAUUAAAGUGCAAAUGAAGCUUUAAGCAAUGCGGCAUCCUAACUACCUGGGAAGCGCAAUGUGUACGCUUUUUGUCUCGCUCACUCCUCUUUUUAUUUAUAGACAGGAUUCAAAUCACUUCAAUAAUUUAAGCUAAUUUUCCAGGUAGAGCUGGGUUCAGGAGGUUCCUGCAGGCAUCAGUGAGGAUGCUGAGUGGCAGCAGCCCGACCCCUGGGGGGGCUCAGUGCUGGGGCUGGGGACACCUGAGGGCUGGUGGCAGGACCUGCAUGGUGCCUCCCCACAUUUAUUAACAGGAAUUCACUGGGAGAAAAGUAUUGGGAAUACUUGUCUAAACAAAUAUUUGCCUCCGAUGUGCUCUUGUGGCUGUCUGACAAACUCAUUUUCUUGUUUAUCCAGCAUGUUUCUCAAGCGGCUUCGGAACGUCAUUUAAAAAUUAUGAAGUGGGACUUCCUAAGUAAUGACUGUUUAAAAAGAUUGUUUAAGAGCCACCUGUUUGUUGUAAUAGUCCUCCGAUGGGAUUUGUACUUCCCCCUCCCAGUAGGACAGUCAUGCAUCACUCAGCGUGGAGACCUCCCUGCUUCCAUAUGGGCAGGACUGUGAGAAGUGGGGAGAACAGUGGCUCUUGCACAGCUCUUGUGGUGCCCAUGCUGGUGUGAGAACUGCUGCCCUCCAAUAACCACAGUCCUUGGAAGGAAUAAAUGCUGAAAGGAGAGAGGAAAAAAAAGAAAAAAAAACCAGCAUUCCCUUUUGAAAGACCUAAUUUAUCUGGAAUUAUCCAUCCUUGGCUGUAAAUCCCCUGUAAAACUUGGCAGUAGCCUCAAAGCAGUUGCAGCAGUGACUAUAUAUUUUUACCUGAAAGCCAAAGGAGGAACGCACAGAAGGAACAAGCGGUGCCUGUGAGGUGCCAUGCUGAGAGAUGGAAUGGAGCGAGACAUGUGCAGCCACAGGCAGCAGGAGCUCAUGGUGUUUGUUACAGGCAUGACCCAGCCCCACCAGGAUCGGUGUGGAGGUGGCUCCCCAUGAAGGUAUAGGGACGCCCACAGUCCAGGACUGGCUCUUCUUCCUUCUCUACCAGCUCGCUUCUCCCUGCUGCCUGAUUUCCUGCAACACUUCUAAGGAUCUGCACGAGGCUUGGGGCCAGGAGCCAGGAAGUCUAUUUCCACAUGGGGCUGGAGACCACGAUGACAAUGGGAACACAGAGCAGGGACCCUGUGUGAGCCCUGACUGCUGGCAGAGGAAGGUUCCUCAGGCCGCUUGGCUGGCUGGGGGCUCAGGACAGAGCCCUGAGGAGCAGGGCUGCCAGCUGACCUGCUGCUCCUCCACGGCCUGCUCCUCAAGUGGGGACGUGGCAGCCCGUGGUGCCCACACUGAUGUCUGCCCUCACCUUGCUGGCAGGCCUGCUCCCCUAGUGCCGGCUUGAGGCUGUCUCACCAUGGUGCUGCCACCACCCGACAAGCGCCACGUCUGCCUGACCACCAUCGUCAUCAUGACCAGCAUGGCCUUCAUGGACGCCUACCUGGUGGAGCAGAACCAGGGCCCCCGCAAAAUUGGGGUCUGCAUCAUCGUGCUGGUAGGGGACAUCUGCUUCCUCAUCGUGCUGCGCUACGUUGCGGUGUGGGUGGGCGCGGAGGUGAAGACGGCCAAGCGGGGCUACGCCAUGAUCCUGUGGUUCCUGUACAUCUUUGUGCUGGAGAUCAAACUGUAUUUCAUCUUUCAGAACUACAAAGCGGACAAGAAGAACCUGGAGACAGUGGCCAGGAAGGCCCUGACGUUACUGCUCUCCAUCUGUGUGCCAGGGCUCUAUCUGGUGCUGGUGGCCUUGGACAGCAUGGAGUACAUACGGACCUUUCGGAAGAAAGAGGACUUGCGGGGACGCCUCUUCUGGGUGGCUCUCGACCUGCUGGACAUCUUGGACAUCCAGGCCAACCUGUGGGAGCCACACAGGACCGGCCUGCCCAUCUGGGCGGAGGGGCUCAUGUUCUUCUACUGCUACAUCCUCCUCCUGAUCCUGCCUUGUGUUUCCCUCAGUGAGAUCAGCAUGCAAGGGGAGCACAUUGCCCCGCAGAAAAUGAUGCUCUACCCCGUCCUCAGUCUGGUCACCAUUAAUAUUGUCACCAUUUUCAUCCGGGCCAUCAAUAUGGUCCUGUUCCAGGACAGCAGGGUGUCCACCAUCUUUAUUGGCAAGAACAUCAUUGCCAUUGCCACCAAGGCGUGCACCUUCCUGGAGUACAAGAGGCAGGUGAAAGAGUUCCCCCAGAAUGCCAUCGCCCUGGAGCUCCAGCAGAACUCCCUCUCCCACAACCAGACCAUCCACAGCACACAGGGCAUCCCCCACGAGCCAUCGCCCACCAGCGAGAUCCUGGACACAUGAUGGGCGGUGGCUCAGGGCCUUGGUUCCGAUACUCCGUGCUGAGCGGAGGAGAGGUGCUGCUGCUCUCUAGCUGUGUAGGAUGAGUGCGAGGGACAAAUCCCAGCAGUGAGGGCUCUUCUAGGCGCAAAACGCCAACCACGUUGUAAUUGAGCUAUGGAGUGUCCCCUAGACGUCUUCAUCUCAGGUAUAACCCUAGGAGUCCUCCGGUCAAACCAAAUGAACUUGUGAAGGACCCAAACCAGCUAAUCUUCUCUCUCCCUCCUGCCAACCUCUCCGCUCCCAAGCAAGGACCACUGAGGUUGCAAUGUCCCUUUCUACUCCUUGAGCACCUCGCCUUGACCCCAAGUCUGGAAUGAAGAUUUUGUUACUGGAGACCUUUUUAUGGCGUGGGGACAGGGCUCUGGGUCUAUGGGCUGGGGGGAGGGUGGGAUGUAACCAGUAAAACCUGUGAUCAUAGAUGUCUCAUAUCCCAGUGGUUGUGUUUACAGUUUGCUAUUUAUAACAUCUCCCUGGGUCCCAUGUCCCUAUGGCAGGUGGCAGUGAGGACAGCCCGGUCCCAGUGCUUCUGGGAGCAAUACGUGCCAAGCUGGAGCCAACCUCAUGCUGGUGUGUUACGGAUUUCAUUCACUUGAAACGACUCAGCACAAUAUUUCUAUUUUUGGAAGGGUCUCUCUGUUUCACUCCUUCCCCAUGGGCCCCUCCCAUGCCAGCACAUGUAGGCACUGAGGAGGAUGGCAGCGAUGCUUUUCACUCUGGCAUCAAGCAUUUGUAAAGAGGGCUGCUUUCCACAGCUACUAUAUUUUUUAAAUAAAAUAUUUCAAAUUAGGAAAAAAAAAAAAAAGAAAUAAAUGCUGGGGAAGGCAGUGGAGAAAUGGGAAUGUCCCCAGGCUGUCCAUUGGACCACUGGGACAUCCCCAGGUCUCCCCUGCCCAAGUGGUGACAAGGGGCUCUGUCCCUGGGUACAGGGUGGGAAAUGAGGGCCAAUGGGACAAUAAAAGCCCAGUGAGAAUGAUGGCUUCUUGUGGUCUUUUUUCUGCCACUGGGGGAAGGGGGAGGGCAGCUUGUAUGUGGCCCAAAUCUCUUGUGUCCUCAUCCCCAAAAGCCAACUAACAUUUGUGCAUUUGAAACGAUGUCCCAAGGGCUUGGGCAGCUCUCAGCUCCUUUGGCUUGGAAUGGGAGAAAAAGGGAAGCAAACACACAGAACUGGGUAUUUUUGCUUUUUCUAAACGAACCAUUUCAUUUGGAGGAGACUGGAAUAAAACGCCUGCUGCUGUUUACUUUUUCCUUCCACAUUUUCUCCUGGCUGUGCUCCUUGAAUUUGACCUAAAUCCACAACUCAUUUUAGCCUCCAUCUUCUCAAUCCAUCAUGAUCUGUCCAAAGCAUUUUGCAUAGCCCCGAUCCAGCUUUCCACAUUUAGGAGCAGCCGGUUGCAUUGCUGUCAAGCUCUCCUCGGGCACCCCAUCGCCUGGGGGUGACCUUGUGGUGGGGGCUUCUCUGCUGGGAAUAAAUCCAUGGAGAAAUAAAGCGGUGUCAUUGCCAACAGCUGUGAGUUUGCAGUAGAUGUAGCUGGCUGGAAAAGUUUCUGCCUCCUUUCCCCCCAGGAGGAAGAGUACAGGUGAUUCAGAAGGCAUUAGCAGAAAUUAAUUAAAUUGCUAAAUUAUUCUGGAAUACCUAUGGAAUUAUAUACUACAUCUCUACUGGUGCCAUUAAAAUACGUGCGAUUAGCAUCUGUACAAUUAACUCCCAAGUAUCUAAUAACAUUCUGUCACUCGGGUAA